AUGGAGGAUGCAGGGCAGGACGACGAUAGAGAAGACUUGGAUGACGAAUCGGGAGAUUCAGGCGAGGAUGAAGAAGGCUUGGAAAGCAGAAGAGAAGCAGACAAAGGCGGCGUCGACAGUAGCGGUAACAACAACAGGGGACGUGUGGGGCGAGAUCAAAGAGCUGACGACCCCUCCCAGAGCGACAGCAGCCAACAAGACUCUGCCAGCGGUAGUGCUGAGGGCGCGGCGUCCCAGGCAGGAAGCAGCACUGCCGGCAGCAACCCGCGUCGGAUCCGCAUCCGGGAAAGCAAGAACCACGAGUGCGAGGUGUGCGGCAAGCGGUUUUCUCGUCCAAGUCAACUUAAUACUCAUUCUUUUACGCAUUCUGGAGAGAAACCACACCAGUGCCCAAUGUGCCAGAAAUACUUCAACGUCGCUAGCAACUUGAAGCGACACAUCCGGACCCAUACGAACACGAAGCGAAAG
Messenger RNA from Gamsiella multidivaricata, 468 nucleotides. RefSeq lists its product as uncharacterized. Gene Ontology annotation, cellular component: nucleus. The transcript has 2 exons. The annotation marks the transcript as partial. The record is from RefSeq and is a predicted model, not a curated record. Gene Ontology annotation, biological process: regulation of transcription by RNA polymerase II. Gene Ontology annotation, molecular function: RNA polymerase II transcription regulatory region sequence-specific DNA binding; DNA-binding transcription factor activity, RNA polymerase II-specific. Lineage: Eukaryota; Fungi; Mortierellomycota; Mortierellomycetes; Mortierellales; Mortierellaceae.